Molecule: messenger RNA, 1197 nt
Organism: Vitrella brassicaformis
Lineage: Eukaryota; Vitrellaceae
Source: the annotation of a GenBank genome assembly
CGUCCCCAUUGCUCUGUGUGUGUGUGUGUGUGUGUGUGUGGUGCCCCGACCCCUUCCUACGCAACCAGACGAACCAAGAGGAAAACGGAUAGAGUGUGACCGACCCUCCCACCCACACCAAUCCAUCGCUCCUCUGGGCGUGCUGCAUGGUGUGUGGGGGUGUGUAAGUGUGGCUCUAUCCAAUGGCUCACUAAGUCCAUCCAUCCAUCCAUCCGUCUGGAGACACAUACACACGUACGGCCAGGCAGGGAGGCAGGCAAGCGGGAAGCGAGCUAACACACACAGGGCGCCGAUCUCACACGGCAUGAACUAAUCAUACCCUCCCUCUCCCCCUCACCCACACAUCACUCACCGAUAAAAUGCCCACACGUCACGCAGUUGAUUCACUCACUCACUGACUAUGCACUUCUUCCCCUUUUCUGAGCUCUUGAUCGUCUGGAGGUAAUCCUCUACCAGCCGGACAGGCACACGCGUCUUUGCCUUCUUGGCUGCCUGCCGGUCCUGCAGACACACAAACAAAGGGGUGCAGAUGGAUCGAUGGCAUCCAUGUGUGGCGGGCAGGGCAGGCUGACCUUGGUGAGCUGCUGUGCUAUUCUCUUGCUGUCGAGCCGGCGGCCGGCGAGUUCCUCUAUCUGUUUCUUCUCCUCAUCAGCCAGCUCCUCAGUUGACUCCCCGGCCUGUGUGUCGUGUGGACAAGACACCAACGCACCAACAUCCUCAAGCACACCACACCACAAGUGGACAGGCAGCCUCCCCGGCUGACCUUGAGGGUGGGUUCGCUGAAGCAGAAUAGGAUGUCGCUCUCGGGCAGCACCAUCGUGCCAUUGCCCUGCCCGCCGGCGCCGGCCGUGGCGGAUGCGGUCGGCGUCCUGGCAGGCUCAUAGGGGUCCAACAACGCUACGAGGCAAUUCAUCUGAACGCAUUGCUCUCUGGGGUCAGCAGCUGGGCUGGAUGACAGAAGCUCUGGAGCUCACCGGCCGGGGAUGAGUGGCUUGAAGCAAGGCAGCUGCAAGUUAACACGUCGCUCAGGCCGACAGACCACCACGACACACGCGAAUACACCUGGACUGGACGUGCUUGCCUGCCUGCAGCCCAGCCUGUAGUGCACACCAACCAGCGACGCGCACGACGACAAUGAAUGAGUCCGCCCAGAGAUCUGGCGGAUGGUGGGCGAGGCCGUGCAUGCUGCCAGUCAUG